UUCCCCAUUGGUCCUGCCAGGCAAGGUGUACCCUGGUUUCCACUGGGCUGGAGAGCACAGCAUCUCAGCCUGCAGAGGAGAAGGACUGAGCUGAAGCCCUUCCUCGGGGAAGCUCGGCCUUGGUGGAGAGGUACUUGCCUGAGUGCGUGAGGCCACCCAGCUACCGACACCUCUAGACUGGGCUGGUAGAGGUGGAGCAGACAGAAGGCACCAGGAAGGGCCAGUAAAUACAUCAAGAGCAGGCAGGAAAAGCAAGACAAGGGCACAGGAAGAUGAGCCUGCACGACAUGGAUAUACCUAUGGAAGCAAGCAGCAUGCCUGGAACAGAUGAGGUCUGUGAUGAACCUGAGCCUGAGCCUGAGCCUGAGCCUGAGCUGAUGGAGCCUGAGGCAUCGUGCUCUGGGGAGCCCUCCAUGCGCCGGGAAGUGAAGACCAAAAAGAGUCGCUCCUCCCGGGCUGGGCUGCUCUUCCCUGUGAGCCGCAUAGAGAGGCAGCUGCGCAGAGGUCAGUUUGCUGAGCGCUUUGGAGCCUGUGCCCCUGUCUACCUGGCUGCUGUGCUACAGUGGGCGACACACAAGACCGUGGACAUGGCUGGGAAGAUUUCCAAGAAGAGCAACCAACAGUGCAUCUCUCCACAGCACUUGCAGAUGUCUGUGAAGAGCAGCUCUAUACUCAAGCACCUUCUGGGAAGCAGGCCCAAGUACCGUGGCAGGGCUGCCCCAAAAAGCCACCGCAUGGCAUCACCCUCCAGAAUGAAGAAGAACAAGAAGAUGAAGAGAAGAAGCAGACAGCAGUCUGCGCCUGCCCGUGCCACUGCUGCUGUUAGUGUCAAGUGAAAGCAGAAAUUUCUGUCCCAUAUUGGCAUGGCAAGGGCUGUCUCGUUUGCCAAAUUACUCACUAUGGUCUAACAGUUGAAUAAAAUGCCCUUGAACUAAC
Molecule: messenger RNA, 936 nt
Organism: Coturnix japonica (Japanese quail)
Lineage: Eukaryota; Metazoa; Chordata; Aves; Galliformes; Phasianidae
Product: histone H2A.J-like
Cellular component (GO): nucleosome
Molecular function (GO): protein heterodimerization activity; structural constituent of chromatin; DNA binding
Source: RefSeq, a predicted model, not a curated record